This is a messenger RNA of Onthophagus taurus, 8307 nucleotides long. RefSeq names its product ubiquitin carboxyl-terminal hydrolase-like faf. The record is from RefSeq and is a predicted model, not a curated record. Gene Ontology annotation, molecular function: cysteine-type deubiquitinase activity. Gene Ontology annotation, biological process: protein deubiquitination; cell migration. Gene Ontology annotation, cellular component: cytosol; nucleus. Lineage: Eukaryota; Metazoa; Arthropoda; Insecta; Coleoptera; Scarabaeidae.
ACAAUCGAGAUUUUAUACGGUGUUCGUCACCGUACUUUCCCUGUGAAUUGCGAACUCUCUUCGCCCCCAUUCGAUCGAGUCUCGGGGCCCCGUCAGUGUCCGGUGGUAGUGGAUAUUUUUAGAAAAUUUUUAAUCAUUAAUUUCGGCGCCAUUUUGUAUAUGCCGGCGGAUUUUAGUCGUACGUCAAAACUCGAGUUUCCCAUUCGUAUUCCAUUACGAAAUAAACGGCCCCGUCGCAUCAACGACAGCCCCACGAGAGUGCCGUGCGCCCCCGAACAUCUAUACAGAGAUCAUUGGGUCUUAAUAUGACUGUAACUGAUUGAAUUUUCAAGAUGACUAUUGUUACAAGAGGUCAAGGAAUAACUGGAGAAACAUCUGAAAUACAGAACAUAACCUCACUGCCUGGUACUUCUGAAACUCCAUUUGAAGAGGCUCCGGAUGACGGUAUUGAACCGGAUUUUCCCCAUGAUAAAUUGCAAACUUUAGAUGAAAAAAUUUCAAAUGUAAGAUGGGUGGUUCCCGUUCUACCAGAUCAAGAGCUAGAAUGUCUCUUAAAAGCUUCCAUAGAAUUGUCUCGAAGAGGUUUGGACACCCGAUCGGAGGCUUGUCAACGAUUUUUUCAGGAGGGUCUAACAAUUUCAUUUACAAAAAUCUUAACGGACGAUGCAGUUUCGAGUUGGAAGCCAAACAUUCAUGCUUGUAUCAAUCAAAAUUGUGUCAGGCUAGUUGAGUUAUGUGUUAUUAAGUUGCCUCAUGAUUGGUUUCCUUUAUUGGAUUUAUUAGCAAUGGUUUUUAAUCCAAACAAUAAGUUCCACACAUUUAACGCAUCUAGAUCGAGCGAAACUGCGGGUUUGGGGAGCAAUUUAUCAGAGGAAGAACUUUAUGCAAGACCUUUAAACGAUUUAAGAACAACUCGGGGUUGGUUGGUCGAUUUAAUUAAUAAAUUUGGUGAAUUGGGCGGGUUUAAAUUAUUAUUGGAAAGGUUUCAAAGUGGUAAAAGUCUCAGUGUGGCUGUUGUAAAUGCUUUAUUGAGGCCGUUUGGUUUGAGUUAUGAAUACUUAACACCUCACACUAUUAAUAAGUAUAUUCUUCCUAUUUUGGAAAUAAUACCGGAAAUUUUGGAUAAAUUAACAGAUGAUGAACUUAAAAGGGAAGCUAAAAAUGAAUCUAAAAGUGAUAUUGUUUCGGCGAUCAUUAAAGCAUCAAAAAACCUCGCAUCUCGCGUUGCCAACCAAGAAGAACUUAUAAGAACUUUAGAGGGUUUUCGUCUUAAAAUGAUUUUGAGACAAUUACAAAUUUCUAGUUUUAAUGGGAAAAUGAAUGCUCUCAAUGAAAUUAAUAAAGUUAUUUCAAGCGUUUCUUCAUAUUAUCCAAAUAGACAUCAUGGCAUUGAAGAAGAGGAAUAUUUAACACCUGAAAGAAUGGCUAAAUGGAUAAAUGAAAACGGCGUCUUAGAAAUAGUUUUGCGAGAUUCACUUCAUCAACCUCAAUAUGUAGAAAAACUUGAAAAGAUUUUACGUUUCGUGAUAAAAGAACGGGCCUUAAGUCUAUCGGAUUUGGACGCGGUUUGGUCCGCUCAAGUCGGAAAACACGAGGCGAUAGUAAAAAACGUUCACGAUUUGCUCGCGAAAUUAGCGUGGGAUUUUAGUCCUGAACAGCUCGAUCAUCUUUUCGAGUGUUUUCAAAGUAGUUGGACGUCGGCGUCUCGGCGUCAAAGGGAACGUUUGUUGGAGUUGAUUCGUCGCUUGGCGGAGGACGAUAAAGACGGUGUGAUGGCGCAUAAAGUGUUGACGCUUUUUUGGAAUUUGGCGCACGCGGAAGAUGUUCCAACUGAAAUUAUGGAUCAAGCGUUAGCGGCCCAUAUUAAAAUCUUGGAUUAUAGUUGUUCGCAAGAACGCGACGCUCAGAAAACGAUUUGGUUAGAUAAAUGUGUGGAGGAAUUAAAAAGUGGGGAUAGAUGGGCUUUACCAGCGUUAAAACAAAUUAGGGAAAUUUGUUGUUUGUAUGAACCUUCACCGAAUGGGGUUCAUCCACAAAGAAGUCAUCACAUAUUCUAUAGGCAGGAAGUUAUUGAUCGAUUGCAAGGUCAACACUCUUUGGUUAUCUUAGUUACAACUAGUUUAACGAAAUAUAUGGAACGAUUGCGUAAUUUGGUUAAAGAUAAUCCGGAAUUAACAAGCGAAACUUAUUUUCCUGAUGCUAGAUAUUGUCAUGUAUUUCAAAUUCAGGAAAGAUUGAAUUUUUUGAGGUUUUUACUCAAAGAUGGGCAGUUGUGGUUGUGUGCGGAUCAAGCGAAACAAAUUUGGCAAUGUUUAGCGGAAAAUGCGGUUUUCGCUUCUGAUCGAGAAUCAUGUUUUAAAUGGUUUUCUAAGUUAAUGGGUGAUGAGCCAGAUUUAGACCCUGGUAUUAAUAAAGAUUUUUUUGAAAAUAAUAUUUUACAAUUGGAACCUACUUUAUUGACCGAAAGUGGUAUUAAGUGCUUUGAAAGAUUUUUUAAAGCAGUCAACAUGAAAGAGGGCAAAUUAAAAGUAAAACGUCGUACUUUAUUAACGGAAGACCCCGAUUUAACAGGAAUGGAUUAUUUAUGGAAAGUGGUAACUUUAUGUUCUGAUGAUAUCGCAUCGAGAGCUAUCGAACUUUUAAGAGAAGUCAGCACGAAUUUGGGGCCACGUUUAAUGGCCGCUCAGGUUAGUUUUCACGAAACCUACAUAACUGAAUGUUACGAUCGACUUCGCGCCCAUUACGACACCGUAACCGUUUUGCAAAAGCCAGGUCAAGACAAAGAAUUCGAUACAGAACAGAUACAAAAUCGGAUUCGUGCUGAAGCGGUUAAAAUGUGCAGGGUGAUGCGAGUUCUUCACGAGUACCUUAGCGAAUGCGAUAACGCUUACAUGGGUGAAAGGAAGUUUUUACCGUUACAUAGAGCUUGUAGAGGGCGACACAUGAUGCUUCUUGUACGAUUUUCUAGUCCCAACCGACAGGAUGAUAUUGAAAUUUUUACUCAUUCUAAUGAUACAUUAGCGUCCCUUAGAAGACAUAUUUUACGAAGGGUUAAACCAGGGAUUCAUUGUAAGUUGGAGUUGUUUGUUAAUGGGGAUCCUUUAGAUCCAGCUGAUGAUAGGAAAUUGUUGUGGCAAAUACCACUUAGGGAUAAAACAUUAAUUUCUGCAAAAAUAACUCAAAUAAAUUCAAACAUGGCCUCAUCCCAAGAUAGUAGCUCGGAUAGUUCAACAUCUUCACCUCAACAUCCUUAUGACGUACCAAACGUAGAAGCGGAAGCGGAAAAUUCACUUCCAGGUGUUUUGAUGUCGAUGGAACACACUUACGCGCAGUUUUUUUGUCAAUUGUCUGCCUUGGGUAGUAUUUUAGAGUUUGAUGCGCUUCGUGACGGAGCAAGAAACCUUUUAUUACUGAUGCCUUGUGACCACACGACCAUAACCCGACUCCAUAUUCUCUUUUCCAGUAAUUUUGAAUCGAAUAUUCCCAUCGAAGAUAUGUACUUUAGUCCAACUCCAGCGGAAGUGCUUUAUAACCUUGAGGUGCUUUAUACUCUGUUGAUGCCAGCUUUGGAUCCACUUUCUGAAAAGACUUACAACAUUCAGUAUGAGUUUAUGGUGUCUGGUGAGGCGCAUAUUUUCUUGGAAAUGUUAACGAGGAAUAAUUUUAUGUCCAGUUCGGAUAUGGCGACGAAAAGAUCGGCGUUCCUUGUUGUUUUAAAGAUUUGCAAAUUGAUAUUAACAUCGGUGGCGCAAGUUUUGGUAAAAUUAAGCGAGGAUCACACCCCACCCGAAAAAGAAGGUAAAAACGAACCGAAUCCGGGUUUUUUCUUGAAACACGCGUUAAGAUACGUCCCCGGACAUUCCGAUCAAAUUUUAAAAGAAGCUGCAAAAAAAUUAUCUCAAGGUUUAGCCGAUUUAAUGGUUGAAACCGGAAGUAGCGGUCAAGUUCAAGGUCUUUUCAGUCAAGCUUUAAAUUGGGAAUUACCCGAUACAAGAACCGUUAUGGCGUUAAUGAAUCUAGUUUGGGCAGCGAGUAGCGCUAAUCUUCAACAUUUAAACGCAACCCCUGAAACGCUUCAUUCGCUUUGCGAUCCUUCAAAACGCAACGCACCCUUGGAACUUCACGUCGAUGAUGUUGCGUUAUGUAAGGAAGCUUUGGAAUUACUCAGUGUGGCUUUAGUUUUAAAUCCGAGCAGUUUGGAACAUUUGUGUGAACGUAACGAGUUUCCAUUAUUUAUGACGGAUAUUCUGUUGUUAAACCCUAGUCGAAAUAUAAGAGUUAGCGCGGUCGAACAGUUUAUGAUAAUCUGUACCUACGGAGCGGCAAGUAGAACAGCACUUAAUCUUCUUACACCUUACCUAUUUUCGCUUUUGGACACGUUAGUUUUGGAUAAUGCAACGACUUCGCACGAAUUUUUCCAAUUACUCUGCCGAUUGAUCAACGUUAUGUUUUUAUCAAAUACACCACUACCAGAAGCGGAAAGUUUGUUAGCCGGCGAGGUCGCUUGGUUAAGAAGGGCGAGGGGACAACACGACGGCUUGCUUGAAGGUCAUCUUGGGUUAGCAAAGGAGUUAUUAUCGUUUAUGACAAAUGAACAAAAAUGUGAAUUGGGUAGUGCGGAAUCGGGAAGUUUAAUUAAAGAACUUUUGGAGGAUUUUCUUUUUCCCGCCAGCAAAUUGAUGUUGCAAUUAGUUAAAACUGGGAUGUUGGGUGAAGAUCCAGCUACCCCAAUUUGUGAUACACCACAAACACAAGCUGCAGCUUUUGAAUUAUUAACCACAUUGUGUCAAUAUUGUGUACCAAAUUGUAGACAAUUAGUAUCUAUGCUUAGCAACAUGUUUUAUUCAGAUCCAGAAACGACAGUUAUUGAAUGGGAUUAUUUACCAAUAAUAGGGCCAAGACCAAUGCAGGGUUUUGUAGGUUUAAAGAAUGCGGGGGCAACGUGUUAUAUGAACUCGGUUUUACAACAAUUGUAUAUGGUGCAAAGUAUAAGGGAAGGUUUAUUAGCUUGCGAAGGAGCGGCCACCGAUCCUAACGAAGAUUUUAGCGGUGAAGAAAAACUUGAAAUUGAAGUAGACACAACGGACGAUCGAUCGAGUUUAGAUGAUAAUCGAAAAGAUUAUAACGUUGGGAUAUUAAAACAAGUUCAAGCGAUUUUCGGUCAUUUAGCUUAUUCUAGGUUACAAUAUUACGUCCCUAGAGGACUUUGGAGGCAUUUUAAAUUACAAGGUGAACCUGUAAAUUUACGUGAACAACAAGACGCUGUGGAAUUUUUCAUGUCCCUUAUUGAAAGUUUAGAUGAAGCUUUGAAAGCGCUUGGUCACGAACAGAUAAUGUCGAAAAUUUUAGGCGGUUCAUAUUCAGAUCAAAAAAUUUGUAAAGGUUGUCCUCACCGUUAUUCAAAAGAAGAACCCUUUAGCGUGAUCAGCGUGGAUAUUCGGAACCACAGCAGUCUUCAAGACUCAAUGGAACAAUACGUAAAAGGGGAAUUAUUGGAAGGGGCCGACGCGUACCAUUGCGAGAAAUGUUCGAAAAAAGUGGUCACAGUUAAACGUCUUUGCGUGAAAAAACUUCCCCCGAUACUCGGCAUUCAAUUAAAACGAUUCGAAUACGAUUUCGAACGAGUGUGUGCAAUCAAAUUCAACGAUUACUUUGAAUUUCCACGCGAUUUAGAUAUGGAGCCUUACACUGUUUCCGGUUUGGCAAAACUCGAGGGCGAAAUUAUUGAUUGCGAUUUAAAUCCUGGAGGUUCAGAUGUUUGUACCAGGUAUCAUUUAUCAGGAAUUGUUGUUCAUUCAGGUCAAGCUUCUGGAGGACAUUAUUAUUCAUACAUUAGAAGUAGAAAUUCAAAUGGUGAAGUUAGAUGGUAUAAAUUUGAUGAUGGCGAAGUUACUGAGUGUAAAAUGCAUGAAGAUGAAGAAAUGAAGGUGCAAUGUUUUGGUGGGGAUUAUAUGGGGGAAGUUUUUGAUCCAAUGUUGAAAAGAACUACGUAUAGAAGGCAAAAAAGAUGGUGGAAUGCGUAUAUGUUAUUUUAUACCAGACAGGAUGUUGAGGAAAGGGAAGUUUUAAAAGCUAUGGAGAAAUUAACGAUUUCUGAUAAGAAAGAACAUCAUAUAAGAAUGCCGGUUGCUAUUGAAAACAGCAUAAGAAAGCAAAACAUCAAAUUUUUACAUCACCGAAGCCAAUUUUCAACGGAAUAUUUUAACUUUAUUAAGAAAUUUGUGAAUAGUAUUACUCCAAAUAGCAUGCGACCGAAUUUAUCAACAAAAGAUUUCGAGCAACUUUCAAUGUUAAGUGUUAAAUUAGCUAGUGAGUUCUUAUUUCAUACAGGAUGGCACACAAAAAAGAAUCUCCGUGGACCAGCUAUGGAUUGGAGUGACACAAUUUGUCUUCAUUUCCGUGCUGGUCCAGCAAUCCGUUCUUGGUUCGCCCACGAAAUGUUAUUCGCCCAUAUGCAAAGAUUUUGCGAGUAUUUGUUGAGUUGUCCUAGCGGUGAAGUUCGAAAUGCUUUUAUGAAAAUAAUCGUUGUUUUGGCGCAUUAUUCACUCAACGAUGGCCCGUGUCUUAACCCACCUGGAAUUAAUAAUCACGAUCCACUAGCAACAUUAAGUGAUCACAUCAUUUGGGCUUUAUUAGCUUUAUUACAUCGAGAUGUUAGCGAACACGGGCGACAUUUACCGCAUUAUUGUAACGUUUUUCAUAUGUAUGCAACACAAGGUGUUCAAGAGAAAGCCCAUUUAUUAAAAAUGAACGUUCACACGACGUUUAUGUUGGUUGCUUUGGAUGAAGGACCCGGGCCUGCUAUUAAAUAUCAAUACACCGAAUUAGGAAAAUUGAAUCAAGUCGUUUCUUGUUUGGUUAGGUGUUGUGAUGUUAGCUCAAAAUGUCAAAGUAGCACUGGAGUUCCCAUCUUGCCUAAUCCGUAUGGUGAUCCAAGCUGUCCUGAGUACAUAAUGCCUUUGUCUGUUCAAGCAUCUGAUAUUUUAUUUGGAAGAACAAGUUAUAUCAAAAAAGUAAUUGAAGAUUCAAGUUUAACUGAUGAAUCAAUAAAACUUCUUCAAUACUGUUCAUGGGAAAAUCCAAACUUUUCCCGCGUAGUCCUUUCAGAACUUCUCUGGCAAAUAGCAUUUGCGUAUUGUCAAGAACUCCGCCACCAUAUGGAACUUUUACUUUAUAUUUUAUUAAUUGAAGACUCCUGGCAAACACAUCGUAUUCAUAACGCUUUAAAAGGUGUCCCUGAAGAACGUGAAGGAUUAUUAGAAACAAUAGCCCGUUCAAAAAAUCAUUACCAAAAACGCGCUUAUCAAUGCAUAAAGUGUAUGGUGGCGCUUUUUAGUAAAUGUCGGGCCGCUUUGGCGAUGUUACACGGACAUUCGGAUCUUCGUAACCAAUGGGCACAAGCUGUGACGUGGUUACAAGAAGAAUUAUUGAAAAGAUACCCGGCGCCUUCACAAUAUUCUUAUAAUACUUGGUCACCGCCUGCGCAAAGCAAUGAAAGUUCGAACGGGUUCUUUUUGGAACGAUCGAAUAGCGCAAAAAAUACUCUAGAUAGAGCGUUGGAAUUAAUACCAGAAACGGAAAGAGAAGAUGACGAUGUAAGUGAAGAACAAUUGUCUCAAGAAGAGGUUAAUGAAAGUGGUGGUGGUAGCGGUGUGUGCGGAGGAAGUAGUGGAGGGGUUCAAAUCGAUUCGGUUGGUCAAGAUGGUGGUACAGGAACGGGACAAAGAGCUGAUUUACCGGAUGUGACACAAAGUUGCGAUGGACAGAAUACUUAACCUUAAGAAAAAUUAAGUGGAAAUAAAUGAAUGAAAAAGUUCCGAUGGUGAAAAUGAAAAAAAGAUUAUACUGAUGAUACAAAAGGAGUAAUUGCAAAAAAAUGUACUUUUUUUGGGUUUAUUUUUUUUUUAUUUAUUUAGAAGAAGAAAAAAAAGAGAAAAAGGGACUUGUGAUAUAUGUAAACGUGUAUAUAUAAAAACCCGACGCAUUUCGUGAUUUUUUAUAACUGAAUUGCAUUUGUGUCUCUAUGUUCCUUAGAGCGAAAAAGGAGGUCCCUUUUUUUAACGACAAAAAAUAAUACUAUUACUAUUAAAUAACCUAACCUAAAAACUAAACUAACCAAUUACACUCCGAGUUUAUUACAUAUUCUCCCACUUCUUUAAUUAUUAAUAUUUGCCUUACUCAUCAAAAAAAAUGUGUAUUCAAAUCUUAAAUUUAUCAACUUCUUUUUAACUUAGUUAAGAGGAUAUUUUGUGUAUACUUCUUUAUUAUAUUUUAUUUUAACUAAAUAAUACAGUUAUUUGAAUUUUU